Nicotiana tabacum (common tobacco) is the source of this 1135-nucleotide messenger RNA. RefSeq lists its product as uncharacterized. The record is from RefSeq and is a predicted model, not a curated record. Gene Ontology annotation, molecular function: protein binding. Lineage: Eukaryota; Viridiplantae; Streptophyta; Magnoliopsida; Solanales; Solanaceae.
GAAAUUCAAAUACGACGGCGUAGCCUACUAUUUGGUCCUCGUGGUAGAGCUCUUUAGGUUUUCUUCUACUGCUUUGUAUCCAACUGUAUUUACUAGUUCUGAUCGCGAAGCAAGAGCUAGCGAGAAAUUAAUUAAAGAGCAACCAUGACAGACUAUGCGCAGGAACAAGAGAUGGAAAUCGAGGCGUUGGAAGCAAUUCUUAUGGAUGAAUUCAAAGAAAUCCACUCCAGUGAAAGCGGGCUAAACACUUCAAAUCGAUGCUUCCAAAUUACUAUUACUCCUCAGGAGGAUGAUGAAGAAUCUACAUACUCAUCAGUUCGAUUGGCUUUAAUAUUUUCACACACAGAAAAAUAUCCCGAUGAACCUCCACUUUUGAAUGUCUCAAGUUUAAAAGGAAUCCAAUCUGGAGAUCUUAAGAUCUUGAAAGAGAAGCUUGAACAAGAGGCUGUUGAGAAUCUUGGCAUGGCCAUGAUUUACACAUUGGUCACAUCAGCUAAAGACUGGCUAUCUGAAAGAUUUGCUGAAGAAACGGGAGCCGAAGAUGCUGAAGAUGAUGAAGCCAAAAAAGAGGAAGUAAUUGUACCACAUGGAGAACCAGUUACCAUCGAUACAUUCUUGGCAUGGAGGGAAAGAUUUGAAGCUGAACUAGCUUUGGAAAGAGCCAAGUUAAUGCCAGAUUCAGCACUUAAUGCUCCAAAGGAAAAGAAACUGACAGGGAGGCAAUGGUUUGAAAGUGGAAGAGCCAGUGGGAAAGCUGCGGCAGCUAUUGCUGAAGAAUCUGAUGAAGACGAGGAUGAUAUUGAUUUUGAUGAUGAUGAUUUUGAAGAUGAUGAAGAAGAUAUGCUUGAGCACUAUUUGGCCGAGAAAACAGAUUCAUCCUCUCAUUCUUGAAGAAGAGCCAGUUAAAAUAACUUAAGUUUAUACUGAACGCAGAAGUAUUAUUUCGCUCAUUCCUUAAGUGUUGUAAUGAGGUAAUUGCAGGUUAUACCUGUGCCGGUUUUGGCCCUAGAUCAGACAGCAUGAUUACUAAACAUACGUUUACGAAGAGACAAAUAGAGUUUUUUGAUUUAUCAAAAGAUUUUCUUGUGCCGUGCAAUUUAAAUGUUGCUCAUCUGUUUCCUGUUGGUUUAUUAUA